Equus quagga is the source of this 1404-nucleotide messenger RNA. It is a transcript of the gene ZIC3, whose product is annotated as Zic family member 3. Gene Ontology annotation, cellular component: nucleus. The transcript is spliced from 3 exons. The coding region runs from base 1 to 1404 and encodes 467 amino acids. The record is from RefSeq and is a predicted model, not a curated record. Gene Ontology annotation, molecular function: DNA-binding transcription factor activity, RNA polymerase II-specific; RNA polymerase II cis-regulatory region sequence-specific DNA binding. NCBI's taxonomy places the organism in Eukaryota, Metazoa, Chordata, Mammalia, Perissodactyla, Equidae. Gene Ontology annotation, biological process: regulation of transcription by RNA polymerase II; central nervous system development.
AUGACGAUGCUCCUGGACGGAGGCCCGCAGUUCCCCGGGCUGGGAGUGGGCAGCUUCGGCGCGCCACGCCACCACGAGAUGCCCAACCGCGAACCGGCGGGCAUGGGGCUGAAUCCCUUCGGGGACUCGCCCCACGCCGCCGCCGCCGCCGCCGCUGCCGCUGCCUUCAAGCUGAGCCCCGCUGCGGCUCACGAUCUGUCUUCGGGCCAGAGCUCGGCGUUCACGCCGCAGGGUUCGGGUUACGCCAACGCCCUGGGUCAUCAUCACCAUCACCAUCACCACCAUCACCAUGCGGGCCAGGUGCCCAGCUACGGCGGUGCCGCCUCCGCCGCCUUCAACUCCACGCGUGACUUUCUGUUCCGCCAGCGCGGCUCCGGGCUCGGCGAGGCGGCCUCGAGUGGCGGGCAGCACGGGCUCUUCGCCGGCUCGGCGAGCAGCCUGCACGCUCCAGCUGGCAUUCCCGAGCCCCCAGGCUACCUGCUCUUCCCCGGGCUGCAUGAGCAGGGCGCCGGGCACCCGUCACCCACAGGGCACGUGGACAACAACCAGGUCCACCUUGGGCUGCGCGGGGAGCUGUUCGGCCGUGCCGAUCCGUACCGCCCGGUGGCCAGCCCGCGCACGGACCCCUACACGGCCGGCGCGCAGUUCCCUAACUACAGCCCCAUGAACAUGAACAUGGGCGUGAACGUGGCGGCCCACCACGGGCCUGGCGCCUUCUUCCGUUAUAUGCGGCAGCCCAUAAAGCAGGAGCUGUCGUGCAAGUGGAUCGAUGAGGCUCAGCUGAGCCGGCCCAAGAAGAGCUGCGACCGGACCUUCAGCACCAUGCACGAGCUGGUGACACAUGUCACCAUGGAGCAUGUUGGGGGCCCGGAGCAGAACAACCAUGUCUGCUACUGGGAGGAGUGCCCCCGCGAGGGCAAGUCCUUCAAGGCGAAGUACAAACUGGUCAACCACAUUCGAGUGCACACGGGCGAGAAGCCCUUCCCAUGCCCCUUCCCGGGCUGCGGGAAGAUCUUUGCCCGCUCUGAGAAUCUCAAGAUCCACAAAAGGACCCACACAGGUGAGAAACCUUUCAAAUGUGAAUUUGAAGGCUGUGACAGACGCUUUGCCAACAGCAGCGACCGCAAGAAGCACAUGCAUGUGCACACCUCGGACAAGCCCUAUAUCUGCAAAGUGUGCGACAAGUCCUACACGCACCCGAGCUCCCUGCGCAAGCACAUGAAGGUUCAUGAAUCUCAAGGGUCAGAUUCCUCCCCUGCUGCCAGUUCAGGCUAUGAAUCUUCCACUCCACCCGCUAUAGCUUCUGCAAACAGUAAAGAUACCACUAAAACCCUUUCUGCAGUUCAAACUAGCACCAGCCACAACCCUGGACUUCCUCCCAAUUUUAACGAAUGGUACGUCUGA